Hippoglossus stenolepis (Pacific halibut) is the source of this 2715-nucleotide messenger RNA. RefSeq names its product major facilitator superfamily domain containing 4B (gene slc60a2b). Bases 387 to 2222 code for a protein of 611 amino acids. The record is from RefSeq and is a predicted model, not a curated record. The transcript is spliced from 4 exons. Lineage: Eukaryota; Metazoa; Chordata; Actinopteri; Pleuronectiformes; Pleuronectidae.
CACAGUCGCGUCAGGAGACAACACAGAUACAAACCAUCAGACCCAUGUGCAGCUGAACUCUGGUAGAUCCUGAGAGCGGGGACUUCUCUGAAUAGAGGAGGUCUUUAUAUGGCCCACACCGAGUGAACGCCACUGUGAAUAGACGAUCUCUGGCUCCAGCAGCCAUACUGACAGUGGCUGUGACAGAUGAAGGCUCAGGACUAAAGACUGUAAAUAAAGACGCUGCUGCUGUCCACUGACUCACAGACAACAGACAUGACCGACUUCACCGCGCUUCUACUGCAGGAGAGCGUCUGACGGGAGGAACCACACCGGCAGACACACACAGCAGACAGCGGCUGUGUGGCGGUGUCCGCUCGGCCGCGACGUGUAACAGACCGACAGGUAUGUCCUCAUCCGCGGGGAAAAAGAAGCACGUUCGGUUCGCCAGCAUGGAGGAGGAGGAGGACAACGAGCAGGAGGAGGACACCCUGUUCGACAAGAGGAAGGACGGCGGCUCCGGGCGGGGACUGAAGAGCGCGCUGAAGGCGGCCAAGAGGGCGACGAACCCGGGAUGCGACGACCGGGUGCAGGUGGUCGGCGGAGGGAGGGGCGGGUCCGGAGCGUGCGGCCGCUGGAUGGUCACCCUGGUCCUCUCCGCUUCCUUCCUGGGCCUGGGGAUGAGUAUCUCAGUUCUUGGCCCCACGUUUGAAGACCUGGCUGUGAAUGUGAAGAAGAACAUCAGCAACCUGUCCUACAUCUUCGUCGGUCGCUCUGCGGGAUACAUAGGAGGAUCCCUCUUAGGGGGCCUUCUCUUCGAUUACAUGAGCCCCCACCUGCUGCUUGGUUUAUCGAUGCUGGUCACGUCCUUUGGAAUGUGUGCGAUCCCGUUCUGUACGCAGGCCUUGUUCCUCACCCUGCUCAUGUCCAGCAUCGGGAUGUCUAUGGGUGUUCUGGACACAGGUGGGAAUGUGCUCAUCCUGAAGACCUGGGGUGAGCAGGGAGGCCCUCACAUGCAGGCUCUGCACUUCAGCUUUGCUGCUGGGGCCUUUGUGUCUCCAAUCAUAGCAAAGAUGCUGUUUGGGCCAGAUGGAAACAGCAGCAUGGGACCCACACCCACCAAUUCAACACCUCCUGCCACCCCAGAACAAGUCCCCACCGUCUCCGAUGCUCACACAUUCGUCAGCUUCAUCCACAGCAGGAGCAUCACCCUCAAGUCCAUGUGGGCCUACAUUGUGAUUGGCUCUUUUGUCGGUCUCAUGUCGUUACUCUUCUUCUUCCUCUACACCCGCAGCAGCAUGUCCCGGGACAAAGCUCGCACGUCGUCAGGAAAGCCCCUGGUGGCCAAACACCACACCGCUCUUGUUGUCCUGCUCUUCUUCUUUUUCUUUGGCUACGUAGGUGCUGAGGUGGCAUACGGGACCUUCAUCUACAACUUCGCCAAGGACUACGCACACAUGCAACAGUCGCAGGCAGCCGGUUUGAACUCGUUGUUCUGGGCAACGUUUGCUGCCUGUCGAGGGCUUGCCAUCUUCUUUGCGGCGUGUGUGUACCCGGGGACCCUGAUCCUGUUGAGCCUGGUGGGCUCCACCAUCUCCUCGCUGCUCCUCUGCCUCUUCAGCAGGGAGAAAGUGGUCUUGUGGGUUUGCACUGGUCUCUAUGGAGCCUCCAUGGCCACGACCUUCCCCAGUGGCAUCUCCUGGAUGGAGCAGUACACCACAGUGACGGGCAACACAGCAGCAGUGUUUGUGGUGGGCUCAGCACUGGGUGAGAUGGUGCUGCCCGCUCUUGUAGGCUUCCUGGGAAAGUUCUACCAUUACCCCUUACUGAUGUACCUGUCACUCAUCACCGCCACCUUCACCUCCAUCCUCUUCCCUGUCAUGUACAAGCUGGCCUCUGCCCCAAAUGGCCAGAGCAGGAAACCCCGCACCACGGGUCGACCCGAAGCCGACGACAGCGAAUUCCGUCAGGCGCUGCUGGAUUCAGGAGCCAAUGAUGAAGAGGAGGAGGAGGAGCCAGACAUGGAGGCGGAUCAGUGGAAUGAUGCAGACUUUGAGGUGAUUGAGAUGGACGACACAGCGAGUCUCCUGAGUUCACCCAGCAAGGCUUCGUCUCCCCCCGAUGUCAGCGGUGUGAUGGAGCCUCUGUCCGCAGGGGCAGCCUCCCCCUCAGACUCCAUCUCGCUGGUCGGAGACUCCCCCAGACGCAAGCUGCUGCUCUCAGACAGAGAGAAGAGAGACUGAACUGAAAACACUUCAAUAUGCUUCUGAUCGUUCACAGAACACAGGCAGCUUCACGUCUUAAAACUGCUGGAUGAAGGUUCUGAAGUCUGUGACACUACGAAUUUUUCAUUGUGAAGGACUUGUGAUUCAUUCGACCUACUCCUUCCACACUGAGGUCAAAGGUCAGGGUCAGCUGUGGAACAGAAGCCAUAGGGCUGGUAGGAAUUCAGUGCCUUGCUCAAGGACGGAUGAGCAGAGUGAAUGAGUUGAGCCAUGGACACUUAUCCUCUUCAUCCUCAUGCUGCCAAAAACUGAUGUCUUAAAACUGGAAUUUGAUUUUGCACUAAUGCAUUGAGUGUGUGACGGUGAUAGUUGUGUACGUGAAGUUGUAUGCACUUAUGUAAUUGGCAGUUUUUGUUAUGUCCUGUUAAGUGUCCAGUGGCUGGUGGUUCUUCAAUCAUGUGUUGUUACUGUGAUUCAUGAAGUUUUUUAAUGAACUAAAUCAUUGAAAGAA